Messenger RNA from Salarias fasciatus (jewelled blenny), 1196 nucleotides. RefSeq names its product mucin-7-like. Gene Ontology annotation, biological process: immune response; cell surface receptor signaling pathway. The transcript is spliced from 6 exons. Lineage: Eukaryota; Metazoa; Chordata; Actinopteri; Blenniiformes; Blenniidae. Gene Ontology annotation, molecular function: transmembrane signaling receptor activity. Bases 147 to 1154 code for a protein of 335 amino acids. Gene Ontology annotation, cellular component: external side of plasma membrane. The record is from RefSeq and is a predicted model, not a curated record.
ACAAACUGUCAAACACUCAGAGACUAAAACCUCCAGACCACCUCCUGAGUCCAGCCAGAGAGCAGCAGCUGGUUCUGAUCCAGAACCUCCAGAGAGACCAGGAGGAGCUCUGACACCCAGAGAGGAGCAGGAGGAGCGACUGGACGAUGGAGGGAAGACGUGUUCUGCAGCUGCUCUGUCUGACCUUCACUCUCAUCUCCACCAGUCCACCGUCUCCUGCAGCAGGUCUGACUGUGAGUCCCAGCAGAUCUCAGUUCCUUCAGAGAGACUCAGUGUCUCUGAGCUGUGAGGAGGACGGAUGGACAGUUUGGAGGAAGACCAGCAGGAGACAGAGGAGUUCAUGUGAAGACGGGUGGGGAGAACCUGCUGGUUCCUCCUGUAGAAUCAGCUACAUGAUGAGCUGGGACAGUGGAGUUUACUGGUGUGAGUCCAGAGAGGGAGCAGCUGGAAGCAGCAUCAACAUCACUGUCGCUGAUACAGUGGUCCUCCAGAGUCCAGUCCUCCCUGUGAUGGAGGGACAGGACGUCACUCUGGGUUGUAGAACCAGCGCUCCCUCCACCCUCUCAGCUGAGUUCUUUAAAGACGGCGUCUCCAUCGGGACCGAGUCCACAGGUCACAUGACCCUCCGCCAUGUUUCCCGCUCUGCUGAAGGCCUCUACAGGUGUAGCUUCAGAGGUGUUGGAGAGUCUCCACCCAGCUGGGUCUCUGUCUCAGCUCUGCCCACCAAGGCAGCUCCGCCCACGGAGGAAGCUCCACCCACCGAGGCAGCUCCACCCACUGAGGCAGCUCCACCCACCAAGGAAGCUCCACCCACUGAGGGACCUCCAUCCACCAAGGUAGCUCCACCCACCAAGGGAGCACUGCCCACAAGUGGAGCUCCGCCCACUGACAUAACACCACCUGCUGAGGGAGCUCCGCCCACUGACGUAGCACCACCCACUGAGAGAGCUCUGCCCAGUAACUCCACCUCCCUCCAGGUGGAGUUCAGUGUUCUCCGCCACCUGCUGGUUUUCUGUCCGUACUUCAUCUCCACUCUGCUCAUGGUGUCGAUGUAUCGAGGCAGAGCCAAAGGAACCAAACAAGCCGUCUCCAUGGCGGCGCCCUCCGGCACCCAGGCUGAGCAGGGAUUGGACGAUGGAGUGAUGAUGUCAUAACCAGUAUAACCAGCCAGCCUCUGCUCUGGGGAUAAUGUUGUU